Messenger RNA from Drosophila yakuba, 4534 nucleotides. Its product is annotated as phospholipase B1, membrane-associated. The record is from RefSeq and is a predicted model, not a curated record. Lineage: Eukaryota; Metazoa; Arthropoda; Insecta; Diptera; Drosophilidae. Bases 2351 to 3694 code for a protein of 447 amino acids. Gene Ontology annotation, molecular function: glycerophospholipase activity. The transcript has a single exon. Gene Ontology annotation, biological process: phospholipid metabolic process.
UUUGAAUGAAGUUGCAUAAGCAAACUUGCUUUGAGCAGCAAAAAUGUUGCUUACGUACUGCACAAUGUUGCUGAAACAAAAACGAAAACUUCACUUAGCAACACCCCUUAGUCUCAAUUAGUUAAAAGGGAAUGAAUAUGAGAUAUUUUUAUUGACACCGUAAGCAGAAGUGAGUGGCUGCAGCUGGGUUACUAUUACUAUACAGCAUUACUGGAUUACAGUAUUAUUAUGGAAAUAUCAGCCAACGAAUCUUACUCAGAAUGUCAAAGUGUUCUGUUGAGAUCUUUGCACCCCACAUAAAUUAUAUCUCUAAUCAAUAAGCGAUUAAAUGUGAUCGACGUUUAGAAGGGCAGCAAUUUAUAAAAAUUGACACAUUAUAAAAUUCCACAUCUCCCGAGCUAAUUGAUUUCGCUUUACUAACCAGACAAGUUAAUUUUGCAUUUAUUCCUUGUUUAAUUACUCUGGUUUAUAUAGUGAAUACAUUGUAUUAUUUAUAGAAAGUAAUUAAAUAUGAUUACUUUUGAAACGAUGUCUCUUGGCUUAAUAACAGAUGUACGUUCAAUAACAGGCAAAAGAAGUUUUGGUUACUUAAUUUUUCAAAAACUUGUGUGUUAGGCUUCCUUAACUCUCACAUGUGUAAUUGUUAUGGUUAUACUUUCAAAGGUUUGCACUUUAAAGGGCUAACAGUUUGCUUAGUUUUUUCCCGGUUCAAAGGUUGCCAUUGACUAUGAGCUUCAAAAUGGAAUCUAACGGGUUUGUUUCGAUACUUACUCUUCUAAAUCUAGAGCAAGGAGCAGAUAAUGAGUUCAAUGUGUUUAGGGCUCAAUCCCGUUACCAAAAGAGGGGCCGCUUCUGCCAACCCGUCAAGGAAAGGGUGCGGGGGGCCAAGCGGAAACCGGAACCGCAGAGUAAAAUUCCAUCACGUUCAGGCCCCUUGCUGAUGCCGCAGGCUGUGUUUACAGCCUUCAGAUGACACGCCUCGAAAACAAGACCCAGCGUGAGUCAAGUUGUGAGAGCCGCACAAUAUAUUUAUAGAUCACUUUACUUAAUAAUAUUUUAUAUAAAUUGUCUUGGUUGCUUGCUGGGCAAUAACCGCUAUCAAGUUCGACAAAACGGAUAUGUUUUCGCAUAGCACUCAAGUCUCAAGACUCUUUUCGCGAGAUCCAAACAAACAAUUAGCUAUUAAGAUUUGAAGCAUUUCGAGCAACAAUUACAUUACCAACUUACUUAAGCUUAAUGUGCAAAUAUUUUGAAGCUCUUUGCUUGUGUUUUCCUCGUUCGAAAUGCAUGAAUGGGGAGUUGAAGAUCUAAGGCAGAUAAGAUUCAAUUUUAGGCAGAGACGGGGAAAAAUGUAAUUUUUCAACGUGUUAAGAUAAAUUAAAUUAAAAUUAUAUACUAUAAAGUUUAAUUACUAUUGCCAGGUAUACAUGUGUCCAUUGUUCUUAGAAACCAACUUCAUUCUUUGUGCCGGUAACUAUUUAAUUACCAUCUUUAUAUCACUGAAAAACGUUAAAUAUUGACAGACGGAAGAGUAUAAGAAAAACGUUAAAUUGACGAAUAAUUCUUUACAGGAAUCACCACAUUAAAAUAUUAUUUUAAUUGGCCGUAACAAACAAAAUUUUCCCCGACUUUUUAACUCAAUGACCUGAUUUUAAAAUUUUUGGUCGGGUAGGGUGAUUUUUGGGCUCACCUUAAGAUCCCGAGCUCAAAGUCUACGCCCCUGUCUCUAUAGCUUCAAAUUAAUUAUAUUUAUUGUUUCAUUUUUUCUGAACACAAACAAAUGUGCGUUUUCUCGGCGUGUUUUGGUAGCAUCCAUGUUUUGCCACAAGGUAAUUAUUUCGUACACUAAACAGUACAGUAUUUUGUUUAGGGCAUUUCGUUGCUGUUGAUGUAGCUGUUGGUGUUGCUGGUGCUUUUGAACCGCAGGGCACUUUGUGUGUAUUUUUUCGAGCUGAAACCAGAGGCUGGUGCUGCUAUCAGGCCGCUCUGUCAUUUUUAUGAUUGUUAAUGUCUCGGUCAACGCUUUUAAGUCAAGUUCUGAGCCCCGUCCCAAUCCCUUCCCCAUCCUCUGCGAUCGUGUGUGGCUUGUUGUUGGCUUUAAUGGAAAGAAAUGAGUUUGAGAGCCAGCGGACGAGGCGGACGGAGCGAACGGAGUUGCGAGGAGGGGACUCGGCCUGUGAAUUCAUAUAGUUUGUGGCGGGCAUUAAAAACGAUCGACACAUUUGCCUGUCGGAUGAGAACGCGUUCAGAAGUUCAUCGGGUGUGAGCUUGCGUGAGCUUGCUAAAGUAAUUCCGAAUGGAUAAGAACUCCGACUGAACCUCUUGAAUUUCGACCAAAUAAUCAUCAGAAAUGGCUUACAUUACCUAUGCAUUGUGUCUGUGCUCGUUGUUCAUAUUGUUCUCGCCUCUUGUAUCCGCAAAUCGUCGCAUUCGGCGACAAAAUCGAUCAGAUCGCCUGCUGGCUGACAUCGGAGUACGUGCCCAGUCCUACGAUCCCCGUGCGCCGGAAAAUGGCAUUCAACAGUACACCGACAUCGACCAGGAUCUGCGCCACAUAUUCCUCAACACCAGGCAGACCACGCUGAGAUGGGCCCUCAACAACAUCGAGGCGCUGAGCAGUCGCGGUCGACGCGAGGGAAAGCUCCAGUCUCCGGUGUCCAAGAAGGUGCCCUUCCGGUGUCCCACGAACAACACACGGUCCCCGAGUCCCCCCACUUCCAUAGAACACCUCAGGCCGGGUGACAUCGAUAUCAUAGCUGCCUUCGGCGACUCCCUAUCCGCAGGCAACGGAAUUCUGUCCAACAAUGCCAUCGACAUGAUCAACGAGUUCCGCGGCCUGACCUUCUCCGGCGGCGGACUGGCCAAUUGGCGAAGGUUCGUGACGCUGCCGAACAUCCUAAAGAUCUUCAAUCCCAAGCUGUACGGCUUCGCGGUGAGCAACAGCCUGGUGAUCAACCACCGAUCCUCACGACUGAACAUCGCCGAGCCGAUGAUCAUGUCGCGGGAUCUGCCCUUCCAGGCUCGCGUGCUCAUCGAUCUGCUGCGGCGCGAUAGCCAUGUGGACAUGAAGCGACACUGGAAGCUGCUGACUGUGUAUGUGGGAAACAACGACAUUUGCUCCGACCUGUGCCACUGGGAUACUCCGCAGAGCUUCCUCGACCAGCACGCCCGCGAUCUGCGCCAGGCAUUCCGCCUCCUGCGCGACCAUGUGCCGCGCCUGCUGAUCAAUCUGAUUGUGGUGCCAAACAUACCGCUGGUGCUGAGCACCAUGACCCAGGUGCCGCUGCAGUGCUUCGUGGUGCACCGUGUGGGAUGCCACUGCCUGAUCAACGACCGCCUCAAUCGCACCGAGUUCAAUGAGCGCAUGGACACCCUGACCCGUUGGCAGCAGCUGGACAUGGAGAUCGCCAGGCUGCCCGAGUUUCAUCGCCAGGACUUUGCCAUCGUUGCGCAUCCAAUGCUGACCAAACUAACUGCUCCCGUACUGCCCGAUGGGAACACGGACUGGCGGUUCUUCUCCCACGACUGCUUCCACUUCAGCCAGCGCGGGCACGCGAUCAUCUCGAACCUGUUGUGGAACAGCAUGCUCCUGCCGGACGACCAGAAGCCGCGACCUUCGGUGGUGCCCGAGCUGUUCGAGCGGGUCGUUUGCCCCACUGCGGAGCAGCCCUACUUUGUGGUCAGGCCAAGUUGAGGGUCUCCCAAGAUCGGGAACGGGUUAAGUUACUUGGUUAAGCUGUCUGGUGACCCUUUUCUUGGCGGUACCGCAGUCUGGUGUGCACAGAGAAAAAUUGAUUUUUAUUCGCAUAUCAAAUUUUAGUUGUCUAAGCACAAAGAGCAUCUUUCGUACGCAAAUCACUUGUUUGCGUGAAAAUGUUGGUCUCUAAAGUAUUCAUAAUAAAUUAUUAUUAUUUAUAACCAUAAUAAACAAACCCUGCCACUUCCACUUCCGCAAAUCGUAUGCGGAAUGCAUUGGAUUGUGCAAAGGCAACUAUUAGAAUUUUGUUCCAAACUUAAUAAUAUUUGAUCCUCGACCUUAGCAAAUAAAUAUAAAUAUAUUUGUUAAGCUGUCAGAAGCCCAUAAAGAUUAUUUAAUGUAUUUCUUUUAGCCGACAAAGGUGCGUUCAGUUUCCACAACUCUUUCUUCAUACUUUUUACCCAAGCCCCAUCUCCAUUUCAAUUAAAGUAUUAUGCAAUUUUUAAUUUAUAUUUUUAAUUAAUUAAAAACACAUCCCCAUCCGGAAUAAAAAUUCAUUAAAACAUUUCUUGCUUAUGCGGCAGAAAAAAUGCCCCCGCUUACAGUGAACACCAUCCUUGAUGUUCCCCUCACGUUUUUCACAAGGCGUGACAACGUCGCCUGCUCAUUACCUUAUUCCUCCCAGUCGCAGUCCUGCCACGCCCACUUUUCCCCAAAAGCAGAAAUUAAAAUAUAAAAUAUAAAUAACAGCAAAAAUAAAGUUGCAGUUGAGUUGGUCGACUAUGGGAUACCGCGUGAUUUCUGACCUGUCGAACAAUAAAUUUAAUCAUAUAAUUA